UUUACAGUUGAUACCGGCAACCUUGAGAGUGUAUGAGGCAGAGAGACAGACGGACUUUAUAAAAGUGUGAUCAGAGGACUCGUCGCCAGCAUUCGUCAGUGUUCGUUUGAGAGAAAACAUUCGAAAUGGAAAACGACAGACGUGAGAACACUGUUUACCAUUCCAGUGACAGUAACCAACAGUCGUUGCUGGCGGCACUCAAUCGAUUUGUGCAAGCUGUAAAUGCAAUGGACGACACAGUGAUGAUACCAUGCCGGCUUCGAGACAUGGAAGUCUCGGCUAGACCCGAAAUAACGGUGGAAAAUAACAACCGAGCAGUUUUACCAACGAUACCCGCUGGCUCGGACUUGUACAGCUUCUACUCAAUGCUGAACGCGAUAAAGCAAGAGAUAAUUGUUGGGCCUCAAGUGGGUGCUAGCGAGGAGGCAAUGCAAGAAGAAAGCGAAUCGGACGAUAAUGGCAAUUCAAGGAAAACGGCAGCUGCUUUUCGACAUCAUUUGAAAGGUCUGUUCGAUUUGUUGCAUCAUUUGACAGAAACUGCAAAAUAUUUGUCCAGCAGGUAUGAAAACGAUGUCACACAAACCUCGUCAGUUUCAUCGUUUGCACUGUGAGGUUGGGGAAAAGUAUGUGUGUGUUUGGAGUCUGCAGAACAUUAUCAUAAUGAGUUCGAGCGGCGGUGUGCAGAAGCCAGGCGAUCGAACGCAGCUGGCGAAGUGAGACGUCGCUAGGUGAAGCAACGCAAAACAGUGUCGAUGAAUGGACAGACACCACCCCAGUGUGUGUCUUGUGGGCCGGCGAGGUGCUAUGCGACGACAUUGAUAACUCGUGAAAACAACAAUCUGCACGCCGCAGAAACACGACAUGACAUCUCGAAAUAGUUUUAGGUCAAGAACCAGUUGUAGGACUGGAUAGCCACACAAAUCAUCACUUCCUGUGGAGUUGACGAAAGCAGAACUAAUUCAAAUGACUUGGUGUCAUAUUAACAGAAUGCCUAAAACACUCUUCUAUAUGGUUAUGUACAUUUUUAUUCGAUGCAGCUUUCUAUUUUGUUAGUGAAUUGUUUUGGAACUGUUUAUGAAUAUUUUGAACUUAUAUGAAUAUUAUUUUUAACGUAUAUGAUAAAUGCCUACGUUUGUGUGAUCUGGUGAAAUGGAAAUAUUUUCUAGAAGAUUUCGUCAUGGAGUUUUGAAGUUGAAGAUUGUGUCAGUGGUGACUGAGACAGAACUGUUCUAGAUGGACUCGAUCCCGGACAGAAAGUUUAUUGAGAACAAACAUUUAGAACAAUUUCGCCGCACGUCUGUAUAGGGCGGCCCUAACUGUUUUCUGUCUUGAAUGUGCUCAACAGCUGGCAUGGUUGAUUCAAAUUUAUGGUUGACAGUUUUAACUUUCCUGGAUCACUUUAUAGUUGAAACAUCUGUUUAUAUUGACGAUGUACAUGCCGGUUCCAGUUAAAAUCGUUACCAUGGUAACACGCCUUUUUGUUCAGAAUAACUUUACGCAGCUAUUUAUGAACUGUGAUUUGUAUUUAAAAAUCUUGUUUUCAACUCGGGUUAAAACCAUUGCGAUGGUCAUGACUAUCAAUCACACUGAACUGGUUAUCGUCAUGCUAUGUUGUAGAUCGUUCUCCAUAAAUAUCGUCACAUGUUUUGUCCGUGACAGUGAACAGCGGAACUCGCUCACCCGACCAGUCAUUGUUUGAAUCAACCAUACCGAACCGUUCACUGAACACGUGUAACGUCGACCAUGUACAUAGUCAGUAAUUUAUGAACCAGGGGGUGUCAGAGUGGUCAGUUUGACCAGCGCCCAACUGGAUGUACUCUGCAUCUCAGGCUUGUGCAAUCCCGGUGACGUGGAGCCGCAACUCUCAUUAAUUCCAUUUGUAAAUAAAUAUUUUGAACGAAA
Molecule: messenger RNA, 1902 nt
Organism: Haliotis rufescens (red abalone)
Lineage: Eukaryota; Metazoa; Mollusca; Gastropoda; Lepetellida; Haliotidae
Product: mid1-interacting protein 1-like
Exons: 1
Coding region: 126-611 (161 amino acids)
Biological process (GO): regulation of lipid biosynthetic process
Cellular component (GO): cytosol
Source: RefSeq, a predicted model, not a curated record